UUAUAACUUGUUCUAAUAAAGAGGCUUUCUCUGCAUCUCUCUUUCUUUUUUCACCUCUCUCUAACUCUCUGUCUCCAUUUGUGAAUCUCAUUCUCUGUUGAGCUGAGUUCACUAAAAUCACAAAUGGUGUGGACAAAGGCUAAGGUUAAUCUAGCUUUGUCUCUGGUCAUAAUUUUCCUCGGCAUCUCUGUUGCUGAUCUCAAAGUCGGGUUUUACUCCAAUACAUGCCCUCAAGCCGAGUCAAUCGUCAAAAGAGUUGUCUCGGGAGCUUCUCUUUCCGACCCAAACCUCCCAGCCAUACUUCUCCGCCUCCAUUUUCACGAUUGCUUUGUCGAGGGAUGUGACGGCUCGAUCCUCGUGGACAACGGAGCAAUCUCUGAGAAGUUUGCGUUCGGGCAUGAAGGCGUUAGAGGAUUUGAGAUAAUAGAAGCUGUCAAGGCGGAGGUUGAAGCUGCAUGUCCUGGUGUUGUCUCGUGCGCAGACAUUGUUGCCUUGGCUGCACGUGAUGCAAUAUCUUUGGCGAAUGGACCGGCGUAUGAGGUGCCAACCGGGCGGAGAGACGGUCGGGUUUCGAACUUGUCGCUGGCUAAGGACAUGCCGGAUGUUAGUGACUCGAUAGAGAUACUUAAAGAUAAGUUCAUGCAGAAGGGACUUCACGCUAAAGAACUCGUUCUUCUCAGUGCUGCUCACACUAUCGGCACAACGGCCUGCUUCUUCAUGACCAAACGUCUCUACAGUUUCUUACCCGGUGGCCAGCCUGACCCGACCAUCAAUCCAGUAUUUUUACCCGAACUAACCACUCAGUGCCCACAAAAUGGUGACGUAAACACCCGGAUACCAAUGGACCGGUCCAGUGAGCGGGUAUUCGACAAGCAGAUUCUACAAAAUAUAAAGGAUGGUUUUGCGGUGCUUCAGACCGACGCUGGUCUCUACGAGGAUGAAGCAACCCGCCGGAUCGUUAAUUCCUAUGUUGGGUUGCUAAAUCCGCUCUUUGGCCCAUCGUUCGAAUCAGAUUUCGUCAAGGCGAUGGUGAAGAUGGGGAAGAUUAAUGUGAAGACUGGUUCUAAUGGGGAGAUUCGACGGGUUUGCUCGGCUUUCAAUUGAGACAGUAAGAUUUUAAGUGGUUAAUUUCUUAGAAAAAAUUGUAAUAUAUAUAGUAUGUCUUCCAUACUAUCUAUAUAUUAAUUCUCUUCUACGCGUAAUGAGGUUAGAAAACUGGUUCAUUUGUAAAAAAAAAAAAUGUUUUGAUCUUCGAUUCAAAAGUAUGUCUAAAGUUUGGAUUAUUAA
Molecule: messenger RNA, 1287 nt
Organism: Brassica rapa (field mustard)
Lineage: Eukaryota; Viridiplantae; Streptophyta; Magnoliopsida; Brassicales; Brassicaceae
Product: peroxidase 43
Biological process (GO): response to oxidative stress; hydrogen peroxide catabolic process
Molecular function (GO): peroxidase activity; heme binding
Source: RefSeq, a predicted model, not a curated record